AUGGCGACCGUCGUCAAUGGCACUGUGCUCAUUCCAGCACUCAAUGGCACCCUCAUCAACAAAGACGACUGUACGAUUGGCGUGUGUUCAAUGGACUAUGCACAGAUUGAAUACAUCCCGACCUACGGCGGCAACCUGACAUACUGCAUCAUAUUCGCCGUGUUCCUACUCGCACAGAUGGGACUCAUGUGGAGGUAUCGCACGACUGGCUUCUUUGUUGGGAUGUUCUGUGGCCUCCUUCUCGAAGUACUUGGCUAUGCCGGUCGUAUCACCCUCAGUGGCAACCCAUUCAACUUUGACCAGUUUGUCCUGUAUCUUGUGUGCCUCACCAUUGGCCCGGCAUUCCUUACAGCAUCCAUAUACCUCUGCCUUGGUCGCAUCGUUAUCGUCUACGGUCAAAACAUCUCACGCUUCUCUCCGAAAUUCUAUACUCUCACAUUCAUGGUGUGCGACUUCAUCAGUCUCUUGCUCCAAGCUGUUGGGGGAGCUUUGGCUGCCACACAGGAUGCCAACGACCCGUCCCGCGAUGGUGUCAACAUCAUGAUUGCCGGUCUUGCCUUCCAAGUCGUCAGUCUGACAAUCUUCAUCGCACUCAGCAUGGAGUUCGUUUACAGAGCACGCAAGGCAAGAGAAAGCGACCUCAACUUCGACUUCUUCAAUCUCAGAAAGCGCACCAUGUUCCGCAUUCUCCCUUACGCCAUCGCCGUUGCAACCAUCACAAUCUACAUUCGUUGCGUCUUCCGUGUCGCAGAGCUCAAGGAUGGGUUUGGAGGAGAGCUGGCCAACAACCAAACCGCAUUCAUGAUCCUGGAAGGUCCGAUGAUCAUCAUUGCAACGAUCGCCCUGACUGUGUGUCACCCUGGAAUCGCAUUCGGUAGUGCUGCAUCCUGGGCGGCUGCAAACUGGACAUGGAAGAAGAGCAACAAGAGCGAUAACAACCAUAUCAGAAUGGUGAGCCAGGAGACCGCAACACCCUCGAUCGCUGAGAGCGAGCUGAACGACAUGAAAUCCCGAGUAUGA
Messenger RNA from Aureobasidium namibiae CBS 147.97, 1020 nucleotides. RefSeq names its product putative RTA1 domain protein. Lineage: Eukaryota; Fungi; Ascomycota; Dothideomycetes; Dothideales; Saccotheciaceae. The transcript has 2 exons. The coding region runs from base 1 to 1020 and encodes 339 amino acids. The record is from RefSeq and is a predicted model, not a curated record. Gene Ontology annotation, cellular component: plasma membrane; fungal-type vacuole.